GGCAGUCGCCGGCCCGCGGCGCGGCGGUCAGGUGCGGUGUGCUGUCCCGGUGACAGCGCACAGGUGCUCCACGGAACUGAGGCCAGAGCGAGACGGACGGAGACAACAUGGCGGCCAACGGCGCACAGAACGGGAACGGCAGAGGAGUCAAGUCCAUUCUGCCAUCUACUGAAGUGCUUUCGCAGAAAUUGGCGUACCAGGUUCCGGAGGAUUCAUGCGGAUGGCUAUGCUUCCGACCCAGUUUUCUGAUGAGUUUCCGCUCCCCAAAGAUCUACCUGUUUUUCGUGUGCUGUGGCGUCACAAUGCAAGGUUUCAUCAUCAACGGUCUGAUCAACGUGAGCAUCACGUCUCUGGAGCGGCGCUUCAGCUUGACGUCGGCGCAGGCGGGCCUGAUCGCGGGCACGUACGACAUCGCGGCCACCCUGUGCUCGGUACCGAUCGCGUACGCCGGCGGGCGCGCGGCCGCCAGCAAACCGCGCUGGAUCGGCAUCGGACUCAUCGUCAUGGGCAUCGGCUCGCUGGUGUUUAGCCUGCCGCACUUUUUCACGCCCGAGUACCUGGUGCUGACGCAGCCGUCCGAGUCGGCCUGCGGCGCCGGCGCCGACUCGUGUGACGCCGAGGCCGGGGCGGGAGGCGGCGGCGACGUGUCGCGCUUCCUGUACGUGUUCCUGCUGGCCCAGGUGCUGCACGGGCUGGGCGCCGCGCCGCUCUGGUCACUCGGGGUCGCCUACAUCGACGCCAACGUCAAAAAGAAACUCGUCUCGGUGUUCCUGGGCGUGUACUACACCAUGGCUCUGGUGGGCCCGGCCAUCGGCUACCUGGGCGGAUCGACGCUGCUCAACAUCCACACAGACUUUGUCACCGUCGACGCCCGCAGUAUGGGGCUGAGCCCCGGCAGCGAGGGCUGGGUGGGCGCCUGGUGGCUGGGCUUCUUCAUCGCCUCGUUCGUCACGUGGCUGGCGGCGCUGCCGGUUCUGGCGUUCCCGCGCGUGCUGCCCCAGUCCCGGGACCUGGACUCGGGGGACACGGAGACGCACGGAGGCCGGGACGCCCAGCAGCUGGAGAAGCUGGAGAACAAGCUGGCAGAGGGCCGCGCCAAGGACCUGCCGGCGGCCAUCUGGGGCUGCCUCACCAACCCCACCUUCCUGUGUAUCUCGCUGGCGGGCGCCACCGACGGCGCCGUCAUGGCCGGCAUGUCCACCUUCAUGCCCAAGUUCAUCCAGAACCAGUUCGGCCUGCCCGCCAGCCAGUCGGGCCUCUACACAGGCGCGGCGGCGCUGGUCGGCGGCGCCUCGGGAACCGUGGUCGGCGGCUACCUGGUGAAGCGACUCCAGCUCCGACUCACCGGCAUCCUCAAGUUCAUCGCCAUCUUCUCGUUUCUGUCCUUUCUCUCGACGUUCGUGUUCUUGGCGAGCUGCCCGAACGUUCCGUUCGCGGGAGUCAACACGCCCUACCGGAACCGCUCCGCCGACAGCGAGUCGUGGCUGCUGGCCGACAGCGCGGCGCGCCUGCAGGACGCGUGUAAUAGCGGCUGCGGCUGCGGCUCGGGCCGCUUCGAGCCCAUCUGCGGCCCGGACGGCAUCACCUACUUCUCGGCGUGUCACGCCGGCUGCUCGGCGCCAGGAGCCACGAGCGGCGUCGACUGCCGCUGUAUGGACGACUCGGCCGAGGGCCUGUCGGCGCCGGACCGGUGCGCCGGCGCCUGUCCCUACCUGGCGCUGAUCGUCAUCACGCAGAGCGUGGCCGCCUUCUGUACAUUCGUCGGUACGUCGCCCAGCUCCACGGCCAUCUUCAGGUCGGUGGCGCCCCGGCAGCGGCCGCUGGCCAUGGGCAUCUCCACCACAGUACUAAGAAUCGUCGGCACCAUCCCCGGUCCGAUCAUAUUCGGCGCGCUCAUCGACCGCUCGUGCCAGCUGUGGGGUAGCCCGUGCAGCGGGCCCAGCCACUGCCUGGUCUACGACAACUGGUGGAUGAGCAGGUACCUGAUGGGCGCCACGCUGAUGUGGAAGUUUUCCUCGUUCAUCUUCUACAACCUGGCGUGGAUCUUCUAUAAGCCGCCAGAGGGCAGCGAGGAGUACCCGGUGGCCACCGUCGACCAAGGUUCGCCCGCUGGUAUAGCCGGCCGACCAGUGGGCUCCAGCGAGGCAGAGAAGGAUUUCACCAGUCGGCCCGAGGGCGGACUGGAGAACCCCGCCUUCGUCGAGUCGUAGCUGCGCGGGGCAGAACCACAGACCGGCCGCUGACCAAACGAGCGGCCCCGUGUGCCACCUCAGUGACCUGCCACCUGGACAAACGGUACCGGGGGUCAGUCAGCUGAGCAGUCUUCCUGCGUGUGCUGCCAUCUCUACAGUCGAUCCGUCCAGUUCUUCCAUAUCACCGCCCGUCGUCGCCGCUCUAUGCGCCGGUGACUGUAUGUCUGUGUGUCUGUGUGCGUGCCGUGUUCGAGCCGCUCGCAGUGACGGCUCGGAGCACCCGAGUGUCCAUCGGUGACAGGGUGGGUCGGCACCCGUUUUACCCGCUGAUUGCGUUCACUGCACCGAGUGUCAUGUUCAGCGCGUUUAAUCAGUUGCACUUCUUUUCAGUAGGACUGGUCACAGGGUCCUUUUGCUCAGUUAAUUCCCCUAGUGUGCGGUCCGUUUCUGUCGUCAUUUCGAGCCUGUGAACGACUACGCUGGGUUUGUCAGUUGUCACCGAUGGCUGCAGGACACUUCGACAUAAUUAUUGUGAUGCAUGAU
Amphibalanus amphitrite is the source of this 2735-nucleotide messenger RNA. Its product is annotated as solute carrier organic anion transporter family member 4A1-like. The transcript has 14 exons. Lineage: Eukaryota; Metazoa; Arthropoda; Thecostraca; Balanomorpha; Balanidae. Gene Ontology annotation, molecular function: protein binding. Gene Ontology annotation, cellular component: membrane. The record is from RefSeq and is a predicted model, not a curated record. Gene Ontology annotation, biological process: sodium-independent organic anion transport; transmembrane transport. Bases 108 to 2210 code for a protein of 700 amino acids.